This is a messenger RNA of Daldinia decipiens, 1074 nucleotides long. RefSeq lists its product as uncharacterized. The record is from RefSeq and is a predicted model, not a curated record. NCBI's taxonomy places the organism in Eukaryota, Fungi, Ascomycota, Sordariomycetes, Xylariales, Hypoxylaceae. Bases 166 to 672 code for a protein of 168 amino acids. The transcript has a single exon.
GGCAUACCACUACUCAGUAUCGCCACCUUGCGAGAUCGUUUUGGACCUACCACUAACCUCCGUGAAAUUGGGGUCCAGCUGACCAGCCUUCGGAUUGAUGUUGCAUUAUAUAGGCCAGAAAUAGAUGUACCAAGUCUAGGGCACUCGGCCGAUUUAACAACAGCGAUGUGGAGCUUGAGAAGGUUCGAAUACGUGUACGGCGAAGGCUACCAUGGUCAAUUAACGACGCCAAUACACCAUUAUACCUUUGCUGUGCUGGAUAAUCCAAGUAUCGAAGAGAUCCAUCUAAAUUUCUUCCCAAAUCCAUUGGGAUGCGUUUUCGAACACAUGAUUCCACAAAGAGAUUGGCCGAACCUGAAGAAAGUGUACCUGAUAUCUGGUCUCUUCCACCUGGGAUGUCUAAGCCGAUUUUUAAAUAGAUGUAAUCCGGCAGUCUUCAAGCACCUGGAUCUACGUCAUAUAGAACUGUUAGACGGUACCUGGACUGAGACUGUGGGUAUUCUAACGGGCUCUUGUUUGGACCGUUUCUCUAUUGACUGGCUAAAUGGAGAGCGCUUGAUUCUUAGUGAUGAGUUAUGGCUAGUUGGAAGGUACGAGGAGGAUGGCGGAAUCCGAUUCCAGAGGCAGCGCAAGAUAAAUCAUGUAGCGAGAGCAAUCUCCUCGCACAACUAGGCUGUCCAGGGAGUGCCUUAAAGAAACUCGGACAAUGUAUCAUGAGUUAGACCCCGAAAAGGAGCCAUAUUUGAGGGUUAUAAUAUGGUAGCCUAACAUCAAGGUCAGUUGGAGUCUUUACUAUUACACUUAGAACUUUCCACAAUAAUAAUUUGUUUCGUUGCCCUCUUUACCACUUAAGAGUACUUAUUACUUUAAGUAUAAACCUUUGAAUACAUUGCAGAUACAAUUUUUUUUUAGUGUUGAGAACUAGUACAGAAGACAGCAGUCAUCUUAUAAAAGCCAAAGAAGGCUUUGCAACCCUCCAUAUGUAAUUAGGAGGGUAGGAAAUAGGUAAAAGUGGAAGAUACCGUGAGCUAGUCUUAGAAUUUCCGACUCUCACGCAUAUAUGCAUAUAGCAAU